Messenger RNA from Acanthosepion pharaonis, 1266 nucleotides. NCBI's taxonomy places the organism in Eukaryota, Metazoa, Mollusca, Cephalopoda, Sepiida, Sepiidae. The record is from the annotation of a GenBank genome assembly.
AUGGCCUGUUCGUUUUUCCCCGGAUACGAUGGCCUUGUCCAUAAUUCCUCCAAUCCUGACCCUCUUCCUUUGGACCUUCUAACUUUCCAUUUCCUUCGCCUUCGCCAACCCUCACCGAAACAACUAGACCCAUCUAUUCUUUUUUUAUUUCCUUAUCUUAAACCUUCUUUCUUUCUUUCUUUCUUUCUUUCUUUCUUUCUUUCUUUCUUACUUUUUCCAUUCAAACCGCCAUCUUUCCUAUCUUUCUUCGUAUUUAUCUAUUAUUUUCUACAUUUUUAUUUCAUUCUAUCUUUCUUUGUUUUUUCUCUUCAAACCCACCUUCUUUCUUUCUUUUCUUUCUUUUCUUUUUUCUUUCUUUCUUUCUUUCUUUCUUUCUUUCUUACUUUUUCUCGUAUUUUCUCUUCAAACCGCCAUCUUUCUUUCUAUCUUUCUUCGUAUUUAUCUAUUAUUUCAUCUACAUACUACCAUAUUUCAUUCAUAUCUUUCUUUGUAUUUCUCUUAUUUUCUCUUCAACACAACCUUCUUUCUUUCUUUCUUUCUUUCUUUCUUUCUUUCUUUCUUUCUUUCUUUCUUUCUUUUCUCUUCAAACCAGUUUCUUUCUUUUUGAUUCUAUUAUUUUCUUUUUUAUUUUAUCUUUCUUUGUAUUUUUUAUUUUCUCUUCAAACUUUUUUUUUUUAUUCAGUUUCUUUUGUAUUUUUUCGUCUUUUUUCUUACUUUUUACUUUUUAUUUUUUUGUAUUUCUCGUCUGUUCCCUACAAACCACUAUCUUCCUUUAUUUUUAAACAAUUUUCAUUGUUUCUAUCUUUUUUCAUUUUCUUCCUCUUUCAAUUUUUUUUUCCAUUUUUAACAUCUUUUUCUUUUGUGUUCCAUUUUUAUAAAAUUUCAUUCUUUCUUUUCAAUCAAUUUCUUUAUGUUUAUUUCUUUCCGAUUUUAUAUUUUUCUUUUCUUUGUGUGUUUCUCUCUUUCUUUAUUCUUCAUAUACAUUUUAUGUUUUUAUUUCUUUUCUACGAACUUCUUCUUUUCAGUUUUAUGUCUUUAUUUCUUUUGAUGCCCUUCCUUCUCACUUUUUCUUUCUUCAUGUGUAUCUUUCUUUUUUCUUUUCUCAUUAUUCUAGCUACUCCUCCUUGUUCAUUUUCUUUCAUUCUUUCUUCUAUCAAUAACCAUUAUUUCACUUUCAUUCUUUCUACCAAUAAGCAUUAUUUCUUUAUAUAUUUAUUUCUUCUGGCAAUAUCCACUCCUCCACACUUUUUUUCUUUUUUAUUUUGA